AUGGACACGAUACACUGUUUUUGCGAUCAGGAUCAAUGCAAUACGAGGCACAAGGUACAAAGAAAUGUUUUUUAUGAAAAAAAUGGAGAAGGGAUUUCAUUAAAUGAAAAUUGAUUACAUAGCCGCUCAGCUCAUUAAAACCACUCUUGUUUUUUUUCCAAGUUAAUUUUAGAACAUUGAAAGUGUGUCGAACUUUCGAGCGAAAGGGUCCAAACUAAUUGAAUUUGCAGUUGGGCAGCUACAUUCCGACGCGCCUUCCGUCCGUUGAAUGCUGUCAUUGCACUUCCCGUCAUGGUGAGGAUUGCGACUCGGGAUGUUCGACCAAAUGUCGUGGAAACUACUGUGUUGUGGAUUUUGACGGGAAGGAGCAGGUGUGGUUGUAGGAAUGAUAGUAAGGAAGGAUAAUGUUUGAUAAUCAGGGAUGUGGACUGGGGUAUCCGCGGCUACCAUCUUUCCUGCGUGUUGACGAUUAUCAAGAAUAUGAAGAAGAGUAUUUGUGCACAAGGUUUUCCGAAAGUCCCCAGCCAAAAGCACACAAGUAAUUUCUGGUUCAGAUAUGAAUCCAGCGCGUCGAACGUGAUGAAUGGUUGCGUGUGCACACACCCUUCUGGCCUCUGCAAUGAGUUUAACAAAACCUUCAAUUACCAGGUCCCGUGAAACCAAAACCAAAACCAAGGGUUUGUUUACAGAAAAAGCAUGUAAUCGAGAGGAAAGACAAUAAUCUUCACUAUUGCUAUGCACUGAUGCACAAAGCCUACAAACCCUUCGGACAAGAAGUGUUCAAGAAAUCGUCAACCUGUGAAGGACACUAUUGUUUCAUUUCUUUGACAACAUCUGAGAUUGUAUUGGAGAGCGCGGAUUUCAAGCACAACUAUGAAGAUCAUGAUGAGUUCAUUGGAGCUGCUAGACCACGAUUCGAGUUGCAAGCCGGAUGCAUCAAAGUGAACGGAGACGAUGUAAGAAUCAGAUUUCGCAAUACGGCUAGGGUCAACUAAACAUUUUCAGAAAGUCCGUGUUGGAUGCACAGUCGAAACUCAAGGAAACAACUCGGAGAUUGUUGCAAAACAUUGCAUUUGUGAUAGUCAUUUAUGCAACUUCCAUCAUUUGGUCAAGGGGACAGAUGACCCACGCCCGAAAGCGGCUACUCUCGGCACCAAACAGGUUAGUCCCUAA
This is a messenger RNA of Caenorhabditis sp. 36 PRJEB53466, 1173 nucleotides long. NCBI's taxonomy places the organism in Eukaryota, Metazoa, Nematoda, Chromadorea, Rhabditida, Rhabditidae. The record is from the annotation of a GenBank genome assembly.